AUGGAUGCCGAAAAGGGACCUGCUACUCAGCAAAGAGCUGGACCGAUGGAUUCUAAAAGUUAUUAUUUCAAAACGUUUAAUAGUUCACUGAACAUAAUAUGCCAUACUUUAAUAGGAAUAGUGGUGGGUGUCAUAUUAACCUAUGCAUUUAAUUUGCCUUCUGGAAAAACCAAGGACCACAUCAUUUUAUGUGUGCUUGGGUACCAACUCUUGAUGGCUCAAGCCAUUCUAAGUCUUUCCCCCCACAAUGGUUGGUCAGCCCACUUGAAACUUGUAGACAAGAAGCGUGCUCAUUGGAUCCUGCAAGUUGUUGGAUCUGUACUGGCUAUCGUAGGCAGCUUCAUUAAAAUCAUUGACAAGAACAUUCAUUGGAAUACUAAUCACGGAAUCUUUGCGUUGAUAGCUCUAGUCUUCACAACAAUAAGUCUUGUCAAUGGACUGACGUCGCUCUAUGCCUACGAGUUCCGACGAUUCCUGCCAUCAAACCUGUCGAAGCUGACUCACAUCUGUGCUGGUACGAUAGCCUUUUUGGCUGCUUGCAUCAGCCUCUCUUUCGGAAUCGACAAGGGCAUGUUCACAGGAUGGGCUGGUAGCACCUUGUCCAACGUCCUCAUCGGAUUCAACGCUUUCUUCACAUUCGUCAUCAUAGCCACUCCUCUUAUUAACUUCUUCACCAAACUGAAGAAUAUUUAA
This is a messenger RNA of Spodoptera exigua (beet armyworm), 693 nucleotides long. NCBI's taxonomy places the organism in Eukaryota, Metazoa, Arthropoda, Insecta, Lepidoptera, Noctuidae. The record is from the annotation of a GenBank genome assembly.